This is a messenger RNA of Gongylonema pulchrum, 749 nucleotides long. Lineage: Eukaryota; Metazoa; Nematoda; Chromadorea; Rhabditida; Gongylonematidae. The record is from the annotation of a GenBank genome assembly.
AUGACUAAACGGGCAGCAGCCGGAAUUGAUUAUGAAGAUUUGGAGUCCGAAUUUGAUUAUGCCGAUGAAGCAGAAGGAAGUAGCAGCACAAAAAAAGCUGGAAUCAGAGAUGAUGAAUUAUGGAAGAAGCCACGACCAGGCGAAAUUGCUCCGCCAGCACGGAACAAGGCCCGAGGAAUAUUCGAUAGCGAACAUUCUCGAAUUGAGAGGCAAAAAAGACGCCUGAUGACGAUGGAUGUUUAUUCGCGUCAUAAGGAGUUGAUCAACCAUUAUUAUUUGUGUUAUCCGGGAGCUACAGCAAAACUACAACGAGAUACAUCGAAAGAUCGCACGGAUUAUGAUGUGCUGAGAGAUAAUCAUAAAUUUCUUUGGGAUGAUGAUGAGCUAGCGAAAGCAGCCGAGAAAUCGUGGGAAGCGCGUCUGGCCAAGCGAUACUAUGACAAACUUUUCAAAGAAUAUUGCAUUGCUGAUCUUUCGCAAUAUAAAAAGAACAGAAUAGCUAUGAGAUGGCGGAUUGAAGGAGAAGUUAAAUCCGGAAAGGGUCAGUUUGAAUGCGGUAAUAAACGGUGCAAUAAAAAGCAGGAUCUUGCGAGCUGGGAGGUCAAUUUUGCAUAUAUAGAAGACGGGAUCAAAAAGAAUGCCUUAGUAAAGCUACGAUUAUGUCCGGACUGCUCAAAAAUGCUAAAUUAUUUUUCACAGAAAAGACGAUCGGAGAAAAAAGUCAAACGGAAAAGCGGCAGCAAGUAAUU